CACCAUUUUUUUAGCAAGACAAGACUUCUCUUCUCCCUUCCACCUCCUUCCUUGGCAAGAUAUCCCUCCUACCUGCUUCUAUGUAUAGAUAGAGAAAAAACAAGGCCUUUUCUACGUGCAUCUGUUGCUGAACCCACAAAGGAAAGAAAAGUUGGGGAUGCCAUUGUCAUGAGAAUAUAAAAGGAAUAAUAUGUAAACAGAAUCUCCUUUAGCAUUAUUUGUCAAGCAUUCAGUCUCUUUUAUUUUUGUGUGGUGGAAAUCCAUUCUACCCAUUUUGUUGUUAAAAAAAAGCAUGGGAAAACAGCAAAAGUCGUUAAGGAGCAAAUCAGUCCACUUUGUGUCUGAUCUCACCACUGUCAUCCUUAACCCUAUCUCUGAUAAACCCUCCAAGCAUUCGACUCCUCGUCCUCAUCCACUUCCUGAAGAUGCCAGUGAGUCAAAAACGAGUCAGCUAGAGUCCAUUACUGAAGAGGACACAGGGCAUUUAGCUGAAGAGCCUGAUACUUCAUCAUUCACCGCAUUCCUAUUCUCUUUGUUAACGUCCUCAGAGUCUGGAAAUAAUGCAAAAUUGGAUAAGCAAAAUGAUAAUUCAGAUCAAAUGGAUGACCAGUUAUCUGGGAAUGUAGCAAAAGAGAGUGGCACAAAAAAGGGAUUGCUUUCAAGGGCCAAGCAUUCUCUUGGAGCUAUUUACCAAGCUACUAGAAUAGACAGAUAUCAAAGUCAAGAACACAAGGAAAAUUCAGACUUGAAAAUUGCUGAUGAUAAUGAUGGUGAUGCAGUUGAGAUAAGAAGUAUGCUGAAACAGAACAUGAAAGAGCCUGUUGCUUUGGGAGAUAUUUCAAACAUUUCUGAACCUUCAUUGCUUCUUUCAGAGAAAGCAAGGAGCACCCUUUAUGUUUCUCUUCCAGCACUUGUCCAAGGGAGAAAAUGGUUAUUGCUGUACAGUACAUGGAGGCAUGGGAUAUCGCUUUCAACCUUGUAUAGAAGGAGCAUGCUUUGGCCUGGACCUUGUCUGCUGGCUGUUGGAGAUCGCAAAGGGGCAGUAUUUGGUGGCCUGGUUGAAGCUCCCCUGAGGCCAACCAACAAGAAAUAUCAGGGAUCAAAUAGUACAUUUGUUUUUACAAAUACACCUGGCCAUCCUGUCAUAUUCCGUCCCACAGGUGCUAAUCGUUAUUUCACUUUGUGCUCUACCGACUUUCUUGCAAUUGGUGGAGGUGGCCACUUUGCACUCUACUUGGACAGUGAUCUAUUAAAUGGAUCAAGUUCGGUCUCAGAAACGUAUGGGAACCCUUGCCUUGCACACUCUGAAGACUUUGAAGUCAAGGAAGUUGAGCUAUGGGGCUUUGUACAUGGUUCAAAGUAUGAGGAAAUACUUGCUUUAAGCAGAACCGAGGCUCCUGGGAUUUGUCGGUUUUGAAAGUUAAAGAACAGGACAGGGCUCAAUUCACUAUGACAUGGAUCAAGUGAUUCCGUUGAUACUACUGGAUGAUGCUGAAUGCCAAUCUGUUGUAUAUAGCAUAUGGAAGUGGGUACAUGUGAAGAUGGCAUUUACUAUCAACCUUUGUACAUAGAUGUUCAACCUUUAGACGAGGAGUGUUUUUGUAUGAUAUUACUAGCCAAUUUUGGAUGGAAGCUGGAUUUGACAGUAAUGCCGGUUGAUCAUAUGACAAGAAGAAUGCACAUGCUGCUGUUCACAUUCAUACUUAAUGAUAUUGCCAAGAGCUUUAUGUUUAA
Molecule: messenger RNA, 1734 nt
Organism: Populus trichocarpa (black cottonwood)
Lineage: Eukaryota; Viridiplantae; Streptophyta; Magnoliopsida; Malpighiales; Salicaceae
Exons: 8
Coding region: 293-1417 (374 amino acids)
Source: RefSeq, a predicted model, not a curated record